AUGAAUAACGAUAGUGAGAACGAGAGCCUCCCACAAGACAUCGAACUACGAGGACAGCAUAUUGCCACGAUCGAGGACGCACUCCAGUUCCUACGGGGCUGUGAAAAGUCUGAGGCAUAUCUGCUCGCGACCCAGCUAUUGGAGCACUUGCUUGGCAGACAUGAGAAGGUGGAACGAGCCAUCGACCUGCUGUACAACUACGUCGAUAAGGAAGAGCUAUGGAGAGGACAGGAGGACCACGCAGAUUUCCGAAGAAGAUGGCAAGAGGGCCAGAGAAUACAGGCACGACGUAUCCAGAACGAUGAGUACCUCACCUCAAAUAGGCAAAAAGCAAUUAAUGCCUGGGGAGAAGAGCAAGCGAAUGCCUUCUUCGGGUACCUAUCGACACGUUCAAUGGUGGAAUUGGCCAGCAAAUUCAUCACAACUGGUCUCAGUUACGAGCAUGUCCGGCUUUCGAUCAAUAAUGAGGUUAUCUCACGUCUAUCAUCACCAGGACGAGGGGUUCGCAACACCAAGGGUAUCAUACAAGGUGACCUUACGAAGGCCCUUCACCGGAAGUGUUUGCAGCCUCUAGUGCGAGAGACCCUUAUAGAGUGCGGGCUGCAACUAGACCAGGAUGGAUAUUGCUGCGCGACCGGCAGAGGAAGUGACCUUGCCGCUCUGACUGCAGAGCCACAUAUGUCUAUUGUUGAGACAGAAACGGAAGAUGAAGUUAACGCUAGUGCUGGUGAUGCUGAUGCCUUCGGUGAUGCGCAGGGCACAGUCAUUUACCUUGAGGAGAAUGAUGAGGGAGGCGAUGCCGCCGACCUAAUGUCUAUCUGCGGUGUAUCUGAUAUGUCCUCUGAGCUGUCGGAGGCGCAGUCAUUUCCAGAUGACUUCCUGUCUGGAAAUGACGAGGAAUCUGAUUCCUCGCAGGGCAAGAAGAGACAGGAUGCUGAGUGUGGCUGCUCCGUCAAAAGAGCUACUAUGAACAGAAUCCUAGCCCUCCCUGCAGAUGCAACCAAUAGACAGAAGUUGGUGGCCUUGAGAAGCCUUGGCAGACUGGCCUUAUGUGACCUGGAGUCGAUCUUCACGAAAAAUGUGAUCUGUAUGUCUCAUGCAAAGAGGGUGUUUGAACUGUUCAAUAUGCGCAGCGCUAGCAAGAACCAUACCGCGCUUGCUAAGAGAGUUGACUUCAUCUACCGACAUAUUGAUGACUGGGAUACCUUGGUGAAGACGCACUUAGCCUGGUUUCGGCCGAAAAACGGUCUCAGCUGUGAUCCCCCGUUAGACCUCUAUCGUUUCAGACACCAGCCUGCCCCGCCAUUGGUCGCUGACUACAAUAAGAUGACCUGGCUGUCCUUCGAAAGCCUCUACCGAAGAAUACUGCCCACUCCCGAACCAACCGCCCCUCUGGCUACUGAGCUAUUCCAGCAGAUGACAGAGCGAGGGAGUGUGGUGAUUCCGCAGUUGUUUGGUUGGUUGAAGGAAGAUUUUGAUGGCAAUCAUCCUGGCGGUCUACUGGCUCUUGCACACGAGGAGAUGGACAUGUACAAUUACCAUUAUCUACCUCGCACCGGUAAGCCUCGUCUUGGGUGGUUGAGGAAUAUGUGGCAUGGUAUUAUCCAGCAACUGGUCCGCCAGGACCCGGCGUACUAUGCAUGCUAUGUCUUCUUUCGACCAGACCAUGCUCACCGACUGAUCUCCUUCCCGUACUACGCCAAAAGUACCAUGCCUGGUGAGCAGACUCGCUUUAGGCACAUUGAUGUGAAUCUAAAUGAUCUAUUCCAAACCGGGCGGGGCCACGCAAUAUUGCAAGGCAGCCUGUCGUUAGAUGAUGAGGAUGAGCAGAACUGUACUGAGUUACUGUAUGGCAUGCACCGCCAUAUUCAUGAGUGGUGGGCAAGUGUGCGUGAUAGGAUGGAGACCACAGAUGGCUACGUGCAAAAGAUCGAUGGCAAGAACUGGACCAAGGAGGAUGCCGCAAAGUAUGGCGCAGACUGGGCCAAGGAGGUCUGUAUGGCUGGUGAUGUCCGAAUCAGUCUGCCAACACUACCCCAUGGGUCGACAGGCCCUGCAACCAAGAGACGGAGAUGCAUUUUACCAUGGUUUGUCCGUGUUAGAGAUGACCAUUCAACCCUAGAUACCCCGGAAUCUGGCACUUGGGAGGAAGUAUCCGCAGCGCACAGAGACCUCAUUCAAGCUACUAGAACGCCUUCAGGGUUCACUAGUAGUAAGUAUGGGCACCUGCAGUAUGCAUUCCCUGCGGCACCACGGUUCCACGGUGAGGGUUUGAUCUCUGACUGCUUGGUUGGCCGUGCUCGAUGGACUGAUCCUGGUGUUUCGACCGAGCUGGAUGUCCUCUUCGGUCAACAUGAGGCCGCUGCAGCCGCCUACAUUGCCUCAUGGAGAAGACAUGCGCAGCAGACGUAUGCCGACCUAUUCCUAGAGAUGAUAAAAGCCGAGAAGCAGGCAUUCGGUAAGGAUUCUUUCUUUCGCCGCAAGGAAUCCGGGCUGCCCAUUGGCCCUCCACAGCCAGAGGUUACGCAGUUGGAAGCUGAUGACAGUGGUGAUUCUUGA
Molecule: messenger RNA, 2559 nt
Organism: Penicillium atrosanguineum
Lineage: Eukaryota; Fungi; Ascomycota; Eurotiomycetes; Eurotiales; Aspergillaceae
Exons: 1
Coding region: 1-2559 (852 amino acids)
Source: RefSeq, a predicted model, not a curated record